Molecule: messenger RNA, 5899 nt
Organism: Hemicordylus capensis (graceful crag lizard)
Lineage: Eukaryota; Metazoa; Chordata; Lepidosauria; Squamata; Cordylidae
Gene: ABHD13
Product: abhydrolase domain containing 13
Exons: 4
Coding region: 1698-2711 (337 amino acids)
Cellular component (GO): membrane
Molecular function (GO): palmitoyl-(protein) hydrolase activity
Source: RefSeq, a predicted model, not a curated record
AUUAUAGCCUGGUCAUUUCUGUGUCAGAGGGCAAACGGACAAAAUCAGCAGGGGAUCAAAUACGUAUUUCCCUCACUGUAGUCAUAAUCCUCUGUGGGGCAGUUCUAGACUUGAUUCUAAUGGAAAGGUUUUGGAGGCGUUCUGUGCUGACCAUAGUUUUGUGAUUCUUAAUGAUGACAUUCCGACCAGGUUUGAUUCUAGUUCUGGACGGAUGUCUUUUUUGGAUUUGGGAAUAGUUUCUAGCUCAAUAGCUGGGAAAUGUUCUUGGGAAGUUCUAUCUGAUCUUCAUAUGGGAAGCGACCAUCUUCCUACCUUAUUGCAGUUUGGAGAGCAGGGGCUUUUUGAGCAGCUCUCCUUGGGCCUUCGUUGGAAUUAUACGAAGGCUGACUGGAAUCUGUUCCAGACCUCCUGUACACGGGAGUUGGCGUUGGCCCCAGCCUCAGCUCCAGUAGAGGAGCUCGCUGACAUUGUUUCGUCUGGUGUCUUUAGGGCAGCCUCUCUUGCUGUUCCCAGAUCUGGAGCUCGGGGUACAUCCCGUCGUUUGGUCCCCUGGUGGUCAGAGGAUUGUAAACUGGCUGUCCAAGCACGGAAUCGUGCUUUUAGGAAAGCUAAACGUACUAUGUCUGGGGCUGAUCUGCUUGUAUACAAGCGUUUGAGGGCUAAAGUGAAGUUGGUUGUUCGGUUGGCGAAGAGGAAGAGCUGGAGGUCCUAUUGUGACAGGUUGUCAGUAGACGUUCCUGUUGGGAACGUCUUUAGGCAGAUUCGGAAGAUGAAUGGGGUUUAUCCAAAGAUGAGAGGUGUUCCUGCUUUGGUGUUGGCAGAUGGCUCUGUUUCUGUUUCGGAUGUGGAAAAGGCUGAAACGCUUGCUGAUUUAUUUCAACAAGUUGGUAGCUCGGAAAAUAGGCCGGCUUCCUUUGUGCAACGUCAGGCGGCCUUCUUGGAAAGUAACAGGACAGUUUUUGACGUGUCUGCUCCUUAUUUGGAAUGUGAGCUUGAUGCAUUUUUUUCUCAUUGGGAGCUUCGUAGGGCUAUAUGUCUAGGGAGGCGGUCGGCCCCCGGUGAGGAUGGCAUCAGUUAUGAAAUUCUUCGACACUUACCUGAGGACUCAGUUCAGCUUUUGUUAUGAUUAUAUAACCUGAUUUGGGAGGCGGGUGUUGUUCCACUAUCCUGGAAAGAUGCCAUCGUGGUUCCUGUGAGCAAACCGGGCAAGAAUUUGUCGGAACCAACGUCCUAUCGCCCCAUAGCUUUACUUUCUUGUUUCUGUAAAUUCAUGGAACGGAUGAUUAAUGAUCGCCUGAUGUCGUAUCUUGAAGAAUAAGUUGCUUACAGACUUUCAGAGCGGCCUUCGGAAGGGUCGUGGCACUUUGGACCAGUAGGUGGCGUUAGUGGGAUAAUACGGUCCUGGUACGCCAUUACCAUCCACAGGAAGAAGAAGAAGAAGAAGGAUGUGAUGUGGAAGCCCCCGCCCAGGGGAGGCAAGGUGGCUCGGCGGGGAGCGAUGCGGUCGGGGUGCGGGGGCAGCGGGGGCUCCAGCGGAGCGCUGAGGCUCAGCUCUGCUGUUUAAUUCUGUGGGAGUUCUUCCAUGUAAAAACAGUUUGUGGUCUAAAGUUGAAAAGAGAUGGCCUGUGAAACAGACUUUUCCUUCAGGAAGUUGAUACCUGGGAUUCAUAUGGACUAAAGGUUCAGUAACGACUAUAAUGGAAAAAUCAUGGCUGCUUUGGACUUUCAUUGAGAAGUGGCUACUUACCUUGGUGUCGUGGUCCUGGGGUCUUUGCCGUAUUUCUCUGUUACCUUUGAUAGUAACCUUUCAUUUGUAUGGAGGCAUGAUAUUACCUCUGUUAAUAUUUGUAUCUAUAGCAGGUAUUCUGUAUAAAUUCCAGGAUGUGCUGCUUUAUUUCCCAGAGCAGCCCUCUUCAUCGCGGCUUUAUGUUCCCAUGCCUACUGGUAUCCCACAUGAAAAUAUCUUCAUCAAAACCAAAGAUGGCGUGUUGCUCAAUCUAAUUCUUCUCAGAUUCACAGGAGACAAUUCCUCAUAUUCGCCUACUAUCAUUUAUUUCCAUGGAAAUGCAGGAAACAUUGGUCACAGACUUCCAAAUGCUUUAUUGAUGCUGGUGAACUUGAAAGUAAACUUAUUGCUGGUUGACUAUAGAGGCUAUGGAAAAAGUGAAGGAGAAGCAAGUGAAGAAGGUAUCUAUUUAGAUUCUGAGGCUGUGCUAGACUACAUAAUGACUAGAUCUGAUCUUGAUAAAACAAAAAUCUUUCUGUUUGGCCGUUCCUUGGGGGGAGCAGUCGCUAUUCACCUAGCAUCUGAGAAUUCCCAUAGGAUUUCUGCCAUCAUGGUGGAGAACACAUUCCUUAGCAUCCCACAUAUGGCCAGCACUCUGUUUUCUUUCCUCCCAAUGAGGUACCUUCCUUUGUGGUGCUAUAAAAACAAGUUUCUGUCCUACAGAAAAAUAUCUCAUUGCAGAAUGCCUUCACUCUUCAUCUCUGGGCUCUCUGACCAGUUGAUUCCUCCCGUUAUGAUGAAGCAGCUUUAUGAACUUUCUCCUGCUCGGACUAAAAGAUUGGCAAUAUUUCCAGAUGGAACUCAUAAUGAUACUUGGCAGUGCCAAGGCUACUUUACUGCACUUGAACAGUUCAUCAAAGAAGUGAUAAAAAGUCACUCCCCUGAAGAAAUGGCAAAAAUGUCAUCUAAUGUAACAAUAAUAUAACUGUAACUCCAGUCUCUUUCAUACAACUACUGUACCUGGAUUUGUGAAAAGUGGUAAAGAAUGUCCAUUUUUAAUUUAAAAAAAUGUGUAUUCUGUCCAUAUUUAUCUGAAGAAUGAAAUUAAACAUAGAAAGGUCUAAUAACUUAUGAUCCAUAUAGUUUUUACACAGCACUGUACAUGAAUGAACACUUCUACAUGCUUUUGAUAAAGCUAGUCUGAAUUUCCAUUUCUUAGAUCAAGACACAUUAAUAAACUUGUUGCUAAGCAACUGUGUUACACUGGUUUAAGGAAGGAGCAAAGCUACGAUAUAUAGUGUAUGCUUUGGCUCUAUAACUAAACAUGGUUAGCAAAACCAUAUUCUGUAGCCAGUGCUUUGAUGUGCAUGAUUAACCCCCGAAUGGUUAUGUUAUGCAUGACUGCAAUUGUGUGGUGUGCUUAAGACUGUAAAUAGCACUAAGGGAAAUACAUAUCAUUCGGUAUGGGAUGGCUUGCAGCCAAAUUAAGGACAAGUGAAGAAAGGUGCAUUUAAAAAUUAAUGCCAUCUAGUCACAAAAACAGACAUAUUGUUAGAGUGCAGGUUGCUGUGUUUGCUCUCCUUAUACUAGAAGAAUAACUCCUCCUUUUUUGAACACUUAUGGGUUGUGCCUCUUAUGGGCAUUCCACAAAAGUCCACAUGUGGAAAAUAGAGCUAUCGAACAGUCCAACUGAACUUUUAUUCUGUAUUGAAAUGUUAAUAAUAAAACAUGGAUCUGGUUGAUCCAGACAAAUGGGAGAAAGUAAAACUAUAAGUCUACAUUUAUCUCUGCUUUUCCCAUGCAAAACUAUUUAUUGAAAACAUUUGUAAAGGCUUUCUUUGAGGAGAGUAAUCAAUAUAUGGUGCGCAAGCAUUUUUUCUCUCUGCAGAAGUUUUGUGUAAAGCUAGUUUUGUUCUUUGUUUUGCUUAAUCAUAUGAUUGUCCAUAUUGUGCUACAAGACUUAAGAGUGUAACACGAAUAUGAAGUGUUCUUGUCACUGAAGACCAAAAUCCUAAGCAUGCUUAUCAGGAAGGAAGUCCCAUCAGACUCAGUGGGACUUAUUUUCGAGUAAAUAUGCUUAAUAUACGCACAUACUAAUACAGCUUAGUAUAUGCUAUAAGAGUGCCAAAGUAAAUGAGGAUGAUGUAAUGACAAGAGUAUUAAGUAAUAUUGGAGCUUGAUCUUGGCUAUACUUGACCGCAAUCAAAUUACUUGCUCUACAAGGAGAUAUAAAGUUGUGUUUAUUUACAAACUGCAUAUAAUAUAAAAACUGUUUUUCUUCUUCAGGGAAAAAACAUUCUACCUAUUUAGGCUACUUCUUGAAUCUUUUUUCCAAAAGAGCUUUCUGCUACUAAUCUUUUGGACCAGAUUCAAGAUACAUUUAACUUUAAAACAGUUCUUCCUCAAAUGGUGCUGUCAGCAGUAGAAAUUAAGCUAUUCUGCACAUGCAUGUAUUUACAGGAAGCAGAAAAAUGAUUAGAAAUAAUUUUAUUAUCUACUUGGAGAUCCCCCCCCGCCCGCCCGUCAUUUCAUCUGAUAUAAUAGUUUCCUGACUUCCAGCUUCUCCUUUCACUAAUGUAUCCUUUCAACUUUUUACGUUAUGGAAAUAUUGCAGAUGAUAUCCUAGAAACAUUUGCCUUCUCUUUCGUGCCAUUUCUCUGAUUUGGAAACAUUCUUCUAGAAUCUUAUGAAGAAUAAAUGCAUCUGCUCACCAUCCUGAUCCCAAACAUUUAUGCACCAUGAGGUGUAUUAUCAUGUCAUCAGCUAUGCUAAUGCAGUGGCACAGAGCAUGAGGUUAAGCAGUAAUAUGUUAAUAGAACCCCAGAUAUUUAGGAUUGGGAUGCAGUUGGGAUGAUGAUUAUUUUGGAAGAGAUGUUUGUAGCAGUGGUGUAGCUUAUUGAUAAGACACUUGUGAAUGUCAUGUUUUUCAUGUGCAUUUGAGUGUUAUGCACUUCUAUGCUUUAAGCUUGUUAAAAAAAAAAAAAAAAGAGGGCGGGGUGGCUUCUUGAAUAGUCCAUGUCCUAAAGCAGCUGAGUCUGAUACCUCAAACUUAGUUUUGAAAUUAAUGGUCACUUCCAGAAAGGUUAUCUAGUUUGGAAUGCAAAAGGGCAUGUCUUUUUCCAGAUAUAUCAUCAGCCUAAAUGGGCAACAGAAGCUCAUGCUUUAGUAAGUAAAGUAAGUAUGUGUGAAAGACUAGAGUCUGAUGCUCAUAUGCCGUUCAUGUUUGUGUUCUGCAAUGAGCAUUGUUUAGAAACUGUGCAAGAAGCCUUGGACUCCAAGUAGUACCCUGCCAAAGUUCUAUACAUUAACCCUUCCAUUUAAAUCAUUUGCUCCCCAAAACAGUUUAUUGCAAGACUAUACUCAAGUAAAGUUAACAAAAAUAGCACAAGUUUAUUGGGGCCAAUUGUAAUGGUAGAUAUAUUGACUAGAACUUAUUCAUACGUAUGAUAUUCUACUUCACUAACAAUCCCUUAAUCGGUAAUAGGCACCAGCUGAAGAUCUGUUCUAUACGAGGUUGCAAAUCUAAGCUCUGUCUUGGAAAUAAGUUUCUUUAAAAUACAAAUAAAUGCAUUUAGGGGAGAAGUGCAUUUUAGUGCCCCUGUUUAUUUAUGAGCCCCUAUUUGUUUGCUUAUUGUGUCUUUUGCCCCCCUCCCCCAUUUAAAUCCAUAAAGUUCAGUUAAAGAAAUACAGGAAAUAAAGUGUAGGGUUGUUGGUUUUUUGUUUUUUUUAAACUAUUCUGAAAAAUAGCAUGCAAGUUUAUAGGAGAACCCUUGCCAAAAGCUACAUCUAUACCUCCUUCAUGCAAAGGAGUUCCAGUUAGAACAAUGUAUUUAAGAUACAGAUUGGGCUCCAGUCCUACCCAGACUUGCUAGAAAAGUAAGUAGCGCUGAAUUUAGUCAGACUUGUAAGUAAACAUGUUUAGGAUCAGACUUGGUUCUCAAAUGUUUCAGUGGGUGUGGUUUUUUCCUCCUACAGAUGAAAAAAGCGAGAAGCUCUGCUUGUCAUUGUGUGUGGUUUUUUAACCUAAGCAUUAAUGUUAUUGUAUAAGUGCGAAUAAAAGAAGCACUUACAUUUUCAUUCUAAUCUAGUUUCUACAGUAUAUUGAUUUUCCUUUUGCAAAACUUCUAUUUUUAUGUACUGACAUAUGCAAUAAAUUGAUACAUCUAAAAUUGC